UUUGAUGGUGCAAAACUGCGUGUGGUUGUUCGGUUCCUCUUUAUAAAACGACCGGCGUUACUACUUAAAGUUAUGUAGAACAGUGCAGACAGAUCGUAGGUUGAUUUUAAUCAUUUUAUUUCAAAUAAAAUGGAGGAUUUUACACAUGUGUAUAGGUAGUUGCAAGACGAUCUAAUUGGAGUGAGACUAUAAUAACGACAUAUGCACUUCUGUAAUUUGCCUUGGGUUACAUAUUAUUCCGAGACACGUGGAGUAUGAAUGGAAGCAGCGAAAUAAUUUGAUUUAUCCCUAAGUAUAAUUCUUGUAUAUUUUACUGCGGGUAGCAUUUUGUUUGUAUUGUUGCAUUUUUAGUGACCAAUUGCGGGAAUGUGCCCUAGGAUUUUCUGUAAGCGAUUACCUAUGCCUAUAUUCCAGACAGUCUGAAAAUAUGAUGAGCAGUGCGGUGUACUUCGGAAGCAGCGAGUCCUCGGCAUAUGCCGAGAGGGACGCUUCUGAAUCGUGGUCGGGGAGCCCCGGCGGUUCCGCCCCAAAUGUGGGUCGUGUCCCUGGUCUCGGCUCUCCCGAGCCCUGGAAGACCGAGGAGAACAGUGGCGGUGAUUCAUACCCGCCCUUCCGAAGUGAAGUGGCGCUCCGUCCCCUAACAGAUAGGUGGAGUUCGCCUCCUAAAGAGGGCACAGCUCUGAAAGCAUACUGCCAGGCAAAGAUCAGGCGGGUUAAAGUAUCUGCAAACCGGAGUCUACCUGCACGUCACCUGCAAAGGGCCCCAGAGCCGUCCGCAGACCCAGAGGGCUGCCCGGUCCCUCUGCACUUUAUAGCUACGCUGAAGCUCAAGAGUUUUACAGCACGGCUGAAACAGUUAUCUCGGGUGGAUAUGCACACACCCUCUCACUGCAGAGCUUGUCAGGACCAACAGGCUAAACUAGCAACUCAUACCUUCAUCAGAACAAAGACAUCCCAACUAGAGUCACAGCUGAUGAAGGAGAAAUUGGACUUGCACAUCUAUAAUAACAGCUCAAUCUCACUGGUAGGGGAGCUGUUACGAAGUCUUCCAAAGUCUUCUGAUGACCCAGUCAAAAUCUGGCGAGCUUUGGGAGCAAGAGAACGGUGGAAUCCCAGAUGACCGGGAAACUUUCCCCCACAGCUGUUUUGGACGUUCAGUCAUUGUAAAGCCUUUGUCUCUGUUUUCAAAGUUUCUUAGUACUCUAAAUGUGAAAUUGAGGUCACACUAUGAGAUAAAUUGAUUAGUACAUUGAAAAUAAAUAGUUCUUAACCAGUACAAUUGAUCAGUUAUGGCCUUUCUCUUUAUUGUGUGGAUGUCAUAGUCACAUUUGAUGCAUUUUUUUUUUACUUUUUACCAGUAAAAGCUGUUCAGCAAUUUUUUGUAGAGAUUUCUAUAGGUGCUUUUCCACUGCAACCAAGAACCAAGCCACACUGCAAAUUUGCAGUUUUCCACUGUAAAAUAUGUAACUGUGCUGACACGGCCCUGCUUACUAGUAAGGCUGUAAGCAUGACCAAACUGAGUUGGUUGCAUCACCACCAUCUGAUUGGUCGAAAUGCAGGGCGAUACCGGUCUUCUGUACAUGGAUUAUCUGAAGGAAAAAGCACAUAUUCUGUACGUUAUUCAUUAUUAGUAGUAUUGAUCAUCAUGAUAUAUGAUGUGUGAUACUAUUAUGUAUGGUGCACAAUGGAUGAUAUAUGUUAUUCCUGGUAACUCAGAACUGGAAAAUUUCCAACCAUCUACUUAAAUGAUGAACACGGCAGUUUUCGCAGAUGUGCUAGAGAAUUAGCAAAUAGUAAAUCCUGAUGUUCACUGUAUGAUCAGUAAAUAAGCAUCUCUUCAGUUUUACUUUGCUGUCGCUCUCCAAACUCGGCAACACUUUCACCCAGUCGACCCUUCUGCAGUGGAAAACCGAAGGAAGCUGUAACUGCACUGUAACUAGUGUCUCUCCUCAGUAUGGCACGUGUACGGCCUGGUUCCUGUACGCCAGUGGAAAAGCACCAUAUGAUUUCAUACAACAAAGUAACAAAGUACAAUACGCAGUGUAUCAAGAUAAAUUUUAAACAUUGAGCUUAAUAAUAUGGCUUAACUUUACAGUUACUCCACAAAGAACAGAACAAUAGAAUAAUAAAAUGCGUGGCGUAGACAGUAUUUACUCAUCAUGAAUCUUAAUGUAUGUGAUUUAAUUGUAACUGAAGUUCUGAAAAUAAACAGAACUGGUAAUUCA
Brienomyrus brachyistius is the source of this 2225-nucleotide messenger RNA. RefSeq lists its product as uncharacterized. Lineage: Eukaryota; Metazoa; Chordata; Actinopteri; Osteoglossiformes; Mormyridae. The coding region runs from base 428 to 1120 and encodes 230 amino acids. The transcript has 5 exons. The record is from RefSeq and is a predicted model, not a curated record.